Anneissia japonica is the source of this 330-nucleotide messenger RNA. RefSeq names its product scavenger receptor class A member 5-like. NCBI's taxonomy places the organism in Eukaryota, Metazoa, Echinodermata, Crinoidea, Comatulida, Comatulidae. The annotation marks the transcript as partial. The record is from RefSeq and is a predicted model, not a curated record. The transcript has a single exon. Gene Ontology annotation, cellular component: membrane.
AGAGUAUCAGAUUGUCGAGUGGAAGUGUCUCUUGGGAAGGCCGAUUGGAGGUUUGGUGGUACAAAACCGGAUGCUGGCUCUUCUGCGAAGAUCGAUGGGAGUGGGGUACAGUAUGCGACGAUAUGUUUGGCAUGAACGAUGCAAACGUUGCCUGUCGAUCGCUUGGCUACGUCGGAGCUGCGUCUUAUAGGACUUGGGGAGGUGGUGGUGGUCCCAUCUGGAUCGACGACCUUCAAUGUGGAGGUGGAGAAAGCCAGAUUUGGCACUGCAAUAGCCGAAGAUGGGACAAUUCCAACUGCGGUCAUGGAGAAGAUGUAGGAGUUGUUUGCG